AUGGAUGCUAAAGCAUCACAUCCCUUUGCUGGCUUGAUUGACAUAGGCUCACAUACAUACUGUGCGACCUGUCAAACGUGGCACAAAGCUUACCUUAAUUCGGUGGAUUAUGAGGAUUGGGAGGCAAUUGAUGACGAGUACCUCCGUGAAGGUGCAGAAAAAUGGCGGGAUGCGGAGAGCCGUGCUGAGCGUGAAAGAAUAGAGCAUCUGUAUGGGGUUCGCUUCUCAGAAUUCUGGCGACUGCCUUAUUAUAGUCCCUCGAAACAGGUGUCCAUCGAUCCCAUGCAUGCUCUGAAAAAUAUCUUUGGAAACUUCUUUUAUGCCUUCUCCUGGACACCAGUUGAUUCACCUGCUGUUCUUGAUCGUGUUAGGCAGGUCAUACAAGAGGUGACUGUUCCUUCCUGGAUUUCUAAGCCUUCAGAGUAUAUAGGACUUCCUAGAGCUGGAACGCCAAAAGCAGAUAACUGGCGAAGAUUAUUUGCUAUUUUCCUGCCACUGGCGUUGUUGAGCAUGUGGCAGGUUCUCUCUCCUCUUGCAGCAUCUGAUGCUAAGGACAUGGGCUCGGUUCUGGAUACUUCAUUAUACCUCACUUGUGCUUUGAUAGCAAUGACCAAGCACAAAUCACGGCUUCAAGAUCGGCUGAAUUUCCGCGAAUAUCUGCGGUGUCAUAUACUUGGCCUGAAACAUAAUUUCCCUGGAUGGAUUCUUCCUAGUCAUCAUGUCAGUUUCCAUAUCUUUGAUUACAUGGAUCUCUUUGGGCCGGUACAUAACUUUUGGUGUUUCCCCGGAGAGCGUUUGAUAUCUCGAUUGAGGAACAUCACAAUUAACCAUAAA
Lentinula edodes (shiitake mushroom) is the source of this 834-nucleotide messenger RNA. RefSeq lists its product as uncharacterized. Lineage: Eukaryota; Fungi; Basidiomycota; Agaricomycetes; Agaricales; Omphalotaceae. The transcript is spliced from 2 exons. The annotation marks the transcript as partial. The record is from RefSeq and is a predicted model, not a curated record.